AUGCGCCCAGGUCUAAUUUUACUGGCACCCGUGUUGAUCUCAUCUGCCUGCCCGAGCCACGCCUUCCCGCGGCUCGUCGCGAGUGGAGACGCAAAGGACGACGACGACCGCAGCUGCGCCGACAAGAACGAGAACUGCGCCGGCUGGGCGGCGACGGGUGAGUGUGAGGCAAACCCGAGCUUCAUGCUGGCCAGCUGCGCGGACUCGUGCACACACUGCAGGCAGGGCCGACCCGGCGAGAUGCGCUCGCGCGAGGAGCGGCUCAAGCGGAGAGAAAUGCGUGCGACGACCACGACGGCUCCGACGGUCUGGGUGCGCAGCUAUCGACACACUCGUGUCGUGGUAGUGGCUAGCGCCUGUAGCGACUUUGGUGCGAGGCGAGGGCCGGAGGAGGGAGGGCAGACGAUCGACGCGACGAUGCGGCGCAUCCUUCGCGAUUUUCCGCAGUACGCGCCGCGAGCUGUGUCGCGGCCGGGCGGGCCGCACGGCGAGGGCGCUCCCUGGGUGAUGUCGACAGCGCACGUGUACACUUGGAGUGAAAACAUUUUCCAGUUUGGAGAAUUGGAGAUUGACCCGGCCGGGGGGGGGAUCUCUAGGCUCAUCACAAAUCGCACCGUGCGACUGCGCGAGAGUUGCGCAGUGAAACCACCCCGGGGCCAACCGUCUUCGGUUUCGUCGUCCAUAGUGCACUAUAACCCACGAAACCCGAAUAAAAAACAGAACAUGUUGCACCACGUGCUCCCGGCGGAGCCCAACUGCUUGCACUCGACAAGGCAGUCCAUCCACUCGCGGCAGCUGAAGUCGAACUUCCACUCAAUGCGGCUCGCGCCGGGUUGUGAGCUCGGCGAGCGAGGAGGGCACUGCAGUGGAGGUGCAGCGGCCGUCCGGCGCGUGCGCGAUGGGCUGCAGCUUCAUUGGCAGCUACCAGAGCGCGUCUGGAGCGCUGCCAUUGUGUGA
This is a messenger RNA of Emiliania huxleyi CCMP1516, 957 nucleotides long. RefSeq lists its product as hypothetical. The coding region runs from base 1 to 957 and encodes 318 amino acids. The transcript is spliced from 6 exons. The record is from RefSeq and is a predicted model, not a curated record. NCBI's taxonomy places the organism in Eukaryota, Haptophyta, Isochrysidales, Noelaerhabdaceae.